AUGGCGGCGGACGCGCGGCCGGGGCCCGGCCCGGGGAGGCUUCAUGGCGAGCGGCGGAGCGGAGCUGCGAGCCCUCUACGGCUGGCUGGACACCGUGCCCCUGUCCCGGCCACGCAGGAACAUCGCACGGGACUUCAGCGACGGGGUGCUCGCAGCCGAGGUGGUGAAGUUCUUCUUCCCCUCCAUGGUGCAGCUGCACAGCUACGUGCCCGCGAGCUCCACGCCGCAGAAGCUUGCCAACUGGGGCCAUCUCAACAGAAAGGUGCUGAGCAAGCUGAACUUCUCUGUCCCGGAUGAUGUGGUCCAGCAGGUGGUGCAGUGCCGGCCGGGAGCGGUGGAGCAGGUCCUUCUCCUGCUGCGGCAGAAGAUUGAGGAGAGGCAGAAGCAGAUCAAGGUGGUGUCCAUCACAGGCCAGGAUUUGGGUGGACAGGAAGAGGUCAGCUACCUGGAGACAGGUUACUGCAAGGCGAAGGGUGGCACAGGAGGAGGCUGUGCCCAGGAGUCUGCCAGGGCUGCAGGGUUGAAGAAGAGCCACCAUGGCUAUGUGCAACCUCCUCCAGAGGGCGCUGAUGUCCACCUGCAGCUGGCAGAGAGGGAACAGGCCCUACUCCUGGCACAGGAGACCAUCCAGAUCCUGCAGCUGAAGGUGGCAAGGUUGGAGCAGCUGCUGCAGCUCAAGAACGUGCGGAUAGAUGACCUCAGCCGUCGACUCCAAGCCCAGUGCCACCGGUAGUGAGACGACCCCCCGUACUGCCAGCCUCACCUCUCCCACCUGUGAGACCUCCUGCUGAGCUGGAAGGAGCCAUCCCAGUGCCUCUCAGUUGCCCUGGUUCACAGGAUGGACUCUCAAGGACCAGAGGUGGCAGAUUCAGAAACAGAGACAUUGUGCCCACCUCAGAGAUUGCUGUUGGUGGCAGUGUGGUGUCACUGCUCAGCUGCCCAGGCUGGGGAAGAUGUUGUGCUGGCAGAUGCUGGAAUUUAAUCUCUUACCCAAA
Pogoniulus pusillus (Red-fronted tinkerbird) is the source of this 995-nucleotide messenger RNA. RefSeq names its product sperm flagellar 1 (gene SPEF1). The transcript is spliced from 7 exons. Gene Ontology annotation, biological process: regulation of cytoskeleton organization. Gene Ontology annotation, molecular function: microtubule binding. Bases 44 to 733 code for a protein of 229 amino acids. Gene Ontology annotation, cellular component: axoneme. The record is from RefSeq and is a predicted model, not a curated record. Lineage: Eukaryota; Metazoa; Chordata; Aves; Piciformes; Lybiidae.